AUGAGCUGCGAGGUACACUACGACGCCGCUUCGCGGACUUGGUUUGGACCGCGGGGCAAGGACUUUUACGGUCCGGAGAUGACCCUGGGCGAGGUCAUCAUGCGCGUGCUACAGAUCAAUGCCGACCAGGUGAUGCAGCACUGCGAUCCUACGGGCCAGGAGCUCACCGGCAGCCAGCUGGCCCAGCAGAGCGCCCGCCUCGCUCAGGCCUUCAAGCGGCUGGGAUUGCGGCGGGGCGAUGUCGUCGGCAUCUCGGCCAACAACUCCACCUACCUGACCAGCGUGGUUAUCGCGGCUUUGCUAAGGGGCAUCCCUAUCAACCCACUGCAUCCGGAAUUCACAGAGGAGACUGUCAAGUAUAUGUAUGACAUCACUGAGCCCAAGCUCAUCUUUUGCGAUGUGGAGAACUAUCACAUAAUAAAGUCCGUCAACGAGAGAUUGAUCAACCCUGCCAGGAUAUAUCUGGUCAAUGGACAACUAGAAGGAGUGCUAGACAUAAGUGUCCUGCUCAAUGAUGAUGAAUCUAUUACGGCUGCAGCCUAUGUUCCCUGUCCAAAGUUGCAUGGAGAUCAUACGGCCUUUAUUGUCUGUUCUUCGGGGACUACGGGAAUGCCCAAGGGUGUGACACGAUCCCAUCGAAGUCUGCUCUGCAAUUGCAAAAAUCCCAACACCUACACCAGGGACAGCAUACUGCUCUCGUUCAGUCCCCUCUACUGGAUAUCGGGAACUAUAAUCCUGCUGGCCUCCCUCCUCAACGGCUGCCGUCGCAUUAUCACCAACAGGCCCUACAGCGUGGAGUAUCUUCUGCAGUUGGUGGCCAGUCACAAGGUGACCUUCCUCUUUCUGGCCUCGCACCAAAUAGCCCUGCUCUCCAAACACGAUUGCGAUCUUAUGGAGCUGAAGGCCCAGCUCAGCUCUGUAAGGGUGCUGAUCGGAGCUGGCUCCAAGGUGUGCAAGGCAGUCUCCCGGCGGAUGUACGAACUGAUUGGAAACCAACGAUUCAUCGUGGGCUACGGCCUCUCGGAAAUGGGAGGGCUGAGCAAAAAUGUGGGCGGUCCGGUGGGCUGCGAGGGCAAGGUCAUGCGGAAUGUGGAGCUGCGUGUCCUGGACAAAUUGAAGAUGCCGCUGGGAAUUAAUGAAGUGGGCAUAAUAUACGCCCGUUUGCGAUACAAGUGGGAGGGCUAUUACCGGAAUCCGGAGGCCACCAGGAGAGCCCUCAGCUCGGAUGGACUGUGGUUCCGCACCGGCGACAUUGGUUACCUGGACAGCGAGGGCUACCUAUACAUCCAGACGCGUGAUACCGAUGUCUUCAAGUUUAACAACUUCCAGAUCUAUCCCGAGCAGAUAGAGGAGUUCAUCCUCAGACUACCGGGCGUUAGUGAGGCCUGUGUCUUUGGCAUUCCGGAUCAGGUGUCCACCAACCUCACGGCCUGCGCUGUUGUGAGAACCAAAAGCCUGGAGGGUGAGCGCCUGCAGGCGGAACAAAUCCGGAGCAUUGUGGAGCGGCACUUGAGUGGGGCCUAUCACAUUCGGGGAGGUAUUUAUUUUAUAGAUAGCCUGCCAAAAACCCCCAAUGACAAACUGCAAAGGCGCAAGGUGCUGGGACUUGUGCAAGAAUUGGGAAUAAAAGCUCAAUAAAGCGGACUCUUUGGGUUUAAGGCAUUAAGAAUAUUUCAAUUAGA
This is a messenger RNA of Drosophila kikkawai, 1682 nucleotides long. RefSeq names its product luciferin 4-monooxygenase. The record is from RefSeq and is a predicted model, not a curated record. Gene Ontology annotation, molecular function: long-chain fatty acid-CoA ligase activity. Gene Ontology annotation, biological process: long-chain fatty acid metabolic process; fatty-acyl-CoA biosynthetic process. NCBI's taxonomy places the organism in Eukaryota, Metazoa, Arthropoda, Insecta, Diptera, Drosophilidae.